AUGUUCUGGCGGACAGUACUACUUGGGGCCUUCGUGACGUCAGUGUCUGGUCAUGGGCGGGUGCUACAGCCUCCAGGUAGAGCCUCCAUGUGGCGUAUGGGGUUCAGCAGCCCACCAGACUAUGAUGAUGACGGCCUCAAUUGCGGCGGUUUCGAUAGACAAUACAGGACAAAUCGGGGAAAAUGCGGGGUCUGUGGCGACGCGUACGACAUGCGCCCCCCUCGUACCCACGAAUUAGGGGGCACAUAUGGUAAAGGCACGGUCGUUGGAACAUACAGAUCUGGGCAAAUCUUGGAAGUGACAGUCGAAAUCACCGCCUUCCACAAGGGCUAUUGGUACUUCAAAAUCUGUCCAGAUCCCAAAAGGGAGACCCAGAGAUGCUUCGACAAGUACCCUUUACAUCUAGAGGAUGGUGGGGUACGCUACUACCCACCGAAGGGGGGAACCCAUAGAAUGCGUUAUCGCUUACCUAACGGUCUUUCGUGUGACCACUGCGUUUUACAAUGGAGAUAUGUAGCUGGUAAUAACUGGGGACGAUGUGAUAAUGGAACCGAGAGUGUUGGGUGUGGAAAUCAAGAAACCUUUGGAGCCUGUUCUGAUAUAUCCAUCUCUCCCUUUAGAUAUGUUGAUGCGGAGAGUAUACCGUUGGAUAUUAAGUCUGCAGAAGGGCUCUUCAAGUUGCUUCAAAAAGCAAAUGUGGCGCCAUAUACCACAAAGCCUAAGAAAAAACCCAACAAGAAGAAAAGCCGUAGACAACCUAGAAAGGGGAAUAAGAGGAAAAGGAAAAAGGCGAAGUCUAUGGACUCUUGGAUUUCAAACUGGCUUUAA
Molecule: messenger RNA, 828 nt
Organism: Pieris macdunnoughi
Lineage: Eukaryota; Metazoa; Arthropoda; Insecta; Lepidoptera; Pieridae
Source: the annotation of a GenBank genome assembly